Molecule: messenger RNA, 1275 nt
Organism: Brenthis ino (lesser marbled fritillary)
Lineage: Eukaryota; Metazoa; Arthropoda; Insecta; Lepidoptera; Nymphalidae
Source: the annotation of a GenBank genome assembly
AUGGCUACUGGUAAAACUUUAUGUUUAACAACAGUGCUACAACAUUUGUCUUACAAACACGUAUUUAUCGACUGCAUCGAAUGUUAUACACCCAAAAUUAUGUACGAAGCCAUUGUCAGUGGAUUUAAUGAAAAUUUAGCGGAUGUAAAAUGCGAUUCACUGUGGGAACUUAUAAAUAAAUUGAACGCGUUAGGCAACGAACAAACCAGCUACGAGCCGUUCAUAUUAGUGUUCGAUAGAGCCGAGAGACUCCGAAACAUGGAUCACAGUAUUAUGUGCACGUUCCUACGACUGCGCGAGUUUUGUAACCUAAACAUUUGCACCAUAUUCGUCACCCAUCUAAUUUACGAUAAUUUUUAUUUUAAAAUGGGCGUUCGAGAACCUAUAAAGUUAUUUUUCCCUAACUAUAACAAAGAGGAGCUGUUUAAAAUUAUAUUUAUGCAUCAGAAGUCCUUUGUGCGAUACUUGACAUGUAAUCAUGACAUUGACUGUGAUAUAAAAGAAGAAUUGGAGAAGCCCGAGUUGUUUGCAAACUUUCUUAACGCAUUCUUGAGCGUGUUCUACCGACCGUGUCGCGAUUUAAUUGAAUUACAACACAUGGCGAGAGUAAAUUUCGUGAAAUAUUGUGAACCGAUUGUAAAGAAUGAAAUCAAAUCCACUGAUCUCUCUAAAUUGUGGCGGCACAUUGCACCAAUACUGAAAACUAGUUUGGAAUUAUUAUAUUUGAGAGUUAACUCGUCUAAACCAAUGGUGCCUUCACCCGGUAAGGAAAACACAGAUAGGAUGGAACUACAGACAUAUAAUUUUGAAAACACUCUCAAAGAAGAAUUGUUAUCAACCAAAACUUUUGCACAAAGUUUUGAAUUACCUUAUUAUGCAAAAUUUUUAUUAAUCGCUGCUUACUUGGCCAGUUAUAACCCACCAAAAGAGGACAAGCGGCUGUUUAUGAAAAAUCAUGGAAAACAGAGAAAACGCUUACAGCAAGUGAAAGCAAAGGCUAAAAUAAGUGAAAAACUAAGCACACAGCUAGGUCCAAAAAUCUUUACAUUAGAUAGGCUACUCGCAAUAUUUUAUGCUAUUCUAGAGGAAAAAAUUGGUUUGACGAGUAACUUAUUGGCUCAAAUAGCAACUUUGGUUGAACUAAAACUUAUUGCGGGGAGUAAAGAAAUAGAUCUGGAUACUUCUAAAUACAAGUGCAUUGUAGGCUAUGACUUUAUCUCUGCGGUGGCUCAAACUGUCGGUUUUAAUGUUAGAAAAUAUUUAUAUGACUUUAUU